AUUAUAUGCACCGCAACGGUGCAAAGUGUAAUUUACCAAAAACGAAAAACCAAAACCAAAACGGGACUGCCGCCUCCCAAGGAAGCAUCGCCGCAAGAAGAAGCAUUUCCCGGAGAUGAUCUGUUCGGCAUGUUUUCAGGGUUAGGGUUGCUGAGGACCCCCAAAACCGAAUGCUCGUUAAUUGGCACCAUUCAAAUUUAAUGCCACAUUGAUGUUGAAUGUGUCAAAUGGGGCAUUUUGGGAGCAGGAGUUCAGGGAUGAUCCGUAUGAGUUGGGUUGGUGAUGAUUGUUUCAUUACUGGAGGGAAUGAGAUGGCUUAUCUGGGUUUUGGUGUAUGCUGGUGAGCAACAGUAUUAAGGGGACAUGGUUUCUUUGUACUGUGCCAUUGGGUGUGCUCAAUAAGGGAUCAAUUGAGUUUGUCCCAGAACUCACAUGGCCCAAAAAAGACCCAAUUCAGAGAUUAGGAUUUGGGUUUUCUAAAUAAGGUUGCAAUGUUGUUUCCAUAUGAGUUCUUUUUGUUUUAUUGCUAUUCUUAUCUCUCAGGAGACCCACUUCUUGUAGCUCUUGAUUUUGAAAAGAUGUCUCCAGUGGGAGUGUUUUGGACAAAUUGAAGGGUAUAUUCAAUAUCAGUUGCCACCUGGUUCUUAACCAUAUGUUGCAAUUGGGGAUUGGAGAGUGUUCUUUGCUGGAGAGGCGACUAAUAAGCAGUAUCCAGGAGGUCAUUUGUUUGUUCUGGCAGAAAAAAUCAAAUAAUUUUAAUGGGGAAAGAAAGUGAUGAUGUUGAUAAAAUUAGUUUGAGACCCUUGAACUUAAAUUUGGUAGCUUUUCUGUUUUGUUUGAGCUCAUGUCAAAUUAUCUUGAAUUUAUUUAUUUGUUACAAGUUGUAUUCGAAGGCGAGAAAUUGGAUUCAGGUUUGUCUGCAUCUUUAUGGCUUGAUCCAUAGGAAUUUCCCCAAUGAUGACUUGAAAACCUUAUUUAUCUGUACAGCAAUAGUGCAUUUUAGCGAUUAGAUUAUUGAAUUCAAAAGUGACACAUCAUAAUUGGUUCGGUUUUGUAAUGCUUGCUAGUUACAACUUACUAUUAAAUUCUUGUUGGCAGCAUCUGAAUGUAAUUCAUAUAUGUGCCCACAUUUUUGUACAUUUAUCUUUGUGAAGUAUAAUGAUAAAUUACCAUUCAAUCUCGUGUCUUCAUUUAAGUCUUCUGAUAAUUGUUACUUGCUUCAAUCAUUAGUUGGUUAGGUGCUUUGUUUUUUAUUGUCAAAGUGAAUAGGCUAACUUAUAUUAUAUUGUAAAUGAUCCUUUAAAUUAUUGUUCUUGUCAUUUUGAAGGAUUGUUUGGUACUGUUAGGAAUUGUUUUGGUUAGUUCUGGUGCACUUUUAUUUAUUAUAUCUUAACGCCAGAAAUCAGAGAAAGAUUGACUAUAAUGUGCUUUUGUUACUGGUAUUUCUUACGUGAAACGCCACUUUUUUUAGAAUAUUGUUGUUAGAGCAAAAAAUUUGUUCUAAUGAAAUAUUUUAGUGCCUGCUUGGCUUUGUUGUGGCUUUUAGUGAAAUACUUUUUAAGAAGAGCUUCUGUAGAACCAAGCAUCUUGAACUUGCUUCCCCAAGAAGUGCUCAGGGCCUCUAUUUUUGGUCAUCUGAAAGUGCUUUUGUUGUGUUGCCAAGCAUAAUUAAAAUGUGGUUUUGGGCCGCCUCACUGCAAUGAAACAAGGCUUUGGCUUCAUUUGAUUCAGGCUGAAGCAAGAGGUCAGCCUUGAGCAUGAGUUCGGAAACAUGUUCCUUGGAAAACUUUGGAUUAUGCUCUUGCUCAAAAUUGUUUAGGAGCAUUUUAAGAAACCAUUAGUCUGAUCAUGUCUUAUAAUAAAAGCUCUAAUUUUUUGAGUUCCAAUUUCUGAACAUAGUACCCAAGUUACCCGGUUAAUACAUGAGCACUCAAGAUAUCUGAAGCACAAAGGUUAUACAUUUCUGCCACUUCCUUUAUGUUAAUUGAAUUGUAGUAUUCAAGUCCAACUCUUGGAAAAUUCAUAUUACUACUGCAAGUCGUGUAGACUAGCACCCAUCCGAAAUGUUUGCUGCAAUAGGAGUGGGUGAUAAAUGACGAAUAUGAACUUUUCAUUUUAUUGUUCCCCCAUCUCAAAGUCAUUCAACUUCAUUAGAUUAAGAAUUUGAUCCAUGUCGCUUUUGUUAUUCACCAGGUCCUAAAAUGGACCAUAUUAUUCUCUGCAUAACCAAUGAUUCAUUGUUUGCGAACUGUUGUUUUCCCAAUGCCUUGAGUUGUGUGAUUAGCCAUUCAUGGGAGGAGGGAUCAAUUCCGUGGAAGAAGGGAUCAGAUUCUUGAGAAACCUAAAGCUUUUAGCCACAGAAGAAAAGAAAAGCUGGCUGAAAUCUUAGUGCCUCAAUGGGUUAUUGUACGAUUCAAGGGAUUCCAUUUCGAUUGAUGGGUAAGUGUAACUAAUCUGAUAUGUUUAAUCUUGCAUAGCCCAUGCUAAUUCAUGGGAUCAGAACUACAGUGCAAAGUUGCGGAUUUGGACUCGAGGAUUCAUCAUCUGAUACCUUGAAGUACUGUUGAAGCUCAAGUCCUCCAUGAUUGGACCAGGAGGAUCAGGACUCGAGGACUGGAAGUACUCUUCCUCUCCUUCUGCACACUGUUCAUUCUCUGGUGUAGCUUGUGAUGAGAGCUCACGAGUGACCUCUCUCAACAUCUCGUUUGAGCCUCUCUCUGGUAUAAUUCCACCGGAGAUUGGGCAAUUGAAUAAGCUUGUUUAUCUCACUAUCAUCGAGAGCAAUCUCACCGGCGAGCUUCCACUAGAGAUGUCGAACCUAACAUCCAUCAAGUUCAUCAACAUCUCUUCCAACACCUUCAACGGAAGCAUCCAUGGAAGCGUGAUAGCUUCAAUGACCGAGCUCCAAGUUUUCGAUGUCUACAAUAACAAUUUCACUGGAACGCUCCUGACAGAGUUUGCAGGGCUGAAGGGGCUCAAGACUCUUCAUCUCGGAGGGAACUACUUCUAUGGGGUGAUUCCAGAGGCUUACGCCGAGCUUCAGAGCCUGGAAUGUUUAGGUUUACAAGGCAAUGGACUUACUGGAAAAAUUCCAACGAGUUUGGGUCGGUUGAUGAACCUUAAAGAACUCUAUCUCGGGUAUUUCAAUGCCUACGAAGGAGGGAUUCCAUUCGAGUUUGGACUAUUGAGCUCGCUCCAAGUCCUUGACAUGGCGAGUUGUAACCUGUCAGGAGAAAUUCCAAAGAGUCUGGGUAAUUUGAAGAUGUUGCAGUAUCUGUAUCUCCAAUUCAAUGGACUCACUGGUCACAUUCCUUCUGAACUGUCUGGCUUGGUUGGCUUGAAUUACCUGGACCUCUCAGUUAACCAACUCAGCGGUCAAGUACCCGAGAGUUUGUCAGAAUUGAAGAACAUGAGGUUAUUAAAUCUGUUUCGCAACCGUCUUCAUGGUCCUGUUCCAUCCUUUAUCGGCGAGCUUCCCAAUCUCAAGGUCUUACAGAUAUGGGAUAACAACUUUACUUCUGAACUGCCUGAAAAUCUUGGGCAAAAUGGGAAGCUGCAACUACUUGACGUUGCCACCAACCAACUCACCGGAACCAUUCCUCGUCAUUUGUGUGGAGGAGGGAGAUUAAAGACAUUGAUUCUGAUGGAAAACCAAUUUUUUGGAUCCAUUCCUGAAGAAAUUGGAGAGUGCAAAUCACUAGUUAAGGUGAGAAUCAUGAAUAACUUCUUCAAUGGAACACUUCCUGCUAGGCUCUUCAGCCUGCCAUUGUUAAGCAUGCUUGAGCUCAGCAACAACCACUUCACAGGAGAACUUCCACCACAAAUGGCAGCCAACAAGCUUGAAUUUCUCUCUCUGUCUGACAAUUCAAUCACGGGUAAAAUCCCACCUGCAAUUGGAAAUCUGGUUAGCGUGGUGAUGCUUUUGCUGGAUAUGAACAGAUUUUCUGAUGAAAUUCCCGAGAAAAUCUCCAAUCUAAAGAAGCUUUCAGUGCUCGACAUGCGUGCCAACAACAUUAGUGGUGGCAUUCCAAGUUCAAUAGUUGAUUGUCAUGAACUAACUUCGAUUCAUUUGAGUGAAAACAGUUUGGAUGGUGAAAUUCCUAGAGGAAUCUCAAUGUUGAGGAAAUUGAACUCACUCAAUUUGUCAAGAAACCAUCUUAGUGGUCAAAUACCGGAUGAAAUGGGGUCGAUGAUCAGCCUGACAUUCUUGGAUCUGUCUUACAACAACUUCUCGGGAAGACUUCCUAGUGGCAAUCAGUUUCAGUUCUUCAAUAGCAGAUCAUUCAUUGGAAACCCCAACCUCUGUUUACCACACGACUCAUCUUGCCCUUCAUCGCGAGAGAUUCCCAGAGCACAUUCAAAGUCGUUUGGUGCAACAAAGAUUGUUAUUAUUACAGUAAUUGCACUUGUUACAUUCAUGUUGUUGUUGGUUGUUACAUGUGUGGUAAUCUUGAAAAAGCGAAGGCUUCAAAAAUCAAGGAUGUAGAAGCCCACAAUAUACCAAACAGGUCAGUUUUAAAGCUAUUGCAGACUCAUUGGGCAUUUUUUCAUAGUUCAAGAUAAUAGUAGUUUUAGUAUAUGAUUGUACUUGUAGGGCUAAUGGGGUUGUGGUGAAAGAACUAAAAGACUACUUGUUAUCAAAUUAAAUGUAUGUUACUGUUGUUUUCCGUAGAAGAAAAAUUGUAUAGGUUUAUGGGUUUCCCUUGGUGGAUUUUGAUGCAUAAGUAGCUGCCUGUUGAUGACAUAUGAGGAAAAUUUUCAUUUUGUUUCUACCC
Messenger RNA from Camellia sinensis, 4775 nucleotides. RefSeq lists its product as uncharacterized. The record is from RefSeq and is a predicted model, not a curated record. Gene Ontology annotation, molecular function: protein binding. NCBI's taxonomy places the organism in Eukaryota, Viridiplantae, Streptophyta, Magnoliopsida, Ericales, Theaceae.